This is a messenger RNA of Amyelois transitella, 2218 nucleotides long. It is a transcript of the gene Syx5, whose product is annotated as syntaxin-5. NCBI's taxonomy places the organism in Eukaryota, Metazoa, Arthropoda, Insecta, Lepidoptera, Pyralidae. Gene Ontology annotation, biological process: vesicle fusion; intracellular protein transport; endoplasmic reticulum to Golgi vesicle-mediated transport. The record is from RefSeq and is a predicted model, not a curated record. Gene Ontology annotation, molecular function: SNAP receptor activity; SNARE binding. Bases 182 to 1264 code for a protein of 360 amino acids. The transcript is spliced from 3 exons. Gene Ontology annotation, cellular component: endomembrane system; SNARE complex; Golgi membrane.
GUCGACGUGUCACAUCAUCAUUAUGUCAUUGCAAUGACUGACAAACAAAUUAUAGAACAUGGAAUUAUGUACAAAGGAAAGUUUAAUUAUUUAUUUCUAACACCUACGUAUUAAUGCACAAAAUUUGUUACUUUCAACUGUUUAGUGUUUUUUUUCCACCAUCGUUGUUAAUUAGAAUGCGAUGCUACCUCGUCGUCGGAACCUUACAAGUGGGAGUGUAACAGAUCGAACUUCUUUGCUAGAAUUCGAUAAUUACGAUAAAUUAGAUAAAAAGGGUUCCUCCAAUUCAAAACCUUAUAAGUCAGUUGAAAACCAUCAUAAUAAUCAAUUAUCUGAUAGAUCGUACGUGGAAGAAGAAUUUGAAUUCGAUUUCCUACAAGAGUUUGUGUUUGAAGCGGUGAUGGCUGCCCGAGACAGAACUAAUGAAUUUAUAACAGCUGUACGAAGUCUUCAGGGCAGGACAUUAGCAAGGCCCGUUGUCAGAGAUGAAAGGAAAGCUGCUGUAUUGGAAACUUAUUCACAAUUUAUGAGUAUGGCGAAAGUAAUUAGUAAAAAUAUCACAAGCACAUACGCUAAGCUGGAAAAAUUAGCUUUGUUGGCAAAGAAAAAAUCUUUAUUUGAUGAUCGACCUACAGAGAUCCAAGAACUCACAUAUAUUAUUAAAGGAGAUUUAAGUUCCUUGAAUCAGCAGAUUGCAAAACUGGGAGAGAUGCCGAGAGGCCGCAAGAGUAUGCACAGUCAUUCAUCUAGUGUCGUUGUUGCCUUGCAGUCCCGUUUGGCGUCAAUGAGCAAUCAAUUCAAACAGGUUCUGGAAGUGCGAUCCGAAAACUUGAAGCAACAAAAUAGUAGAAGAGAACAAUUUUCAAGAGUAACACCAAUAGUAUCAGAGGUUCCAUCUCUAUUGCAGCAAGAUGAUGUGAGCAUAGACUUUGGUGAAUCAUCACUUGUCCAAACACAACAGUUUGCUCUACGUGAUGAUUCAGAUUCAUAUGUGCAGCAGAGAGCGGAGACUAUGCACAACAUAGAAAGCACUAUUGUUGAACUUGGUGGCAUUUUCCAACAGUUAGCACAUAUGGUGAAGGAACAAGAUGAGGCCAUCGGACGGAUAGAUGCAAACAUUCAUGACGCAGAAAUGAAUGUAGAGGCUGGGCAUAGGGAGAUAUUGAAGUAUUUUCAAAAUGUUACUGGCAAUAGAGCACUUAUGUUUAAAGUUUUUGGGGUAUUGAUAUUUUUCUUCAUAUUUUUUGUUGUUGUAAUGGCUUAAGCUUUCAUCUAUAAAAUAGUUCAUGGGUGAUAUGACUGGUCACAGCUGUGGAAUUUACCAAUAAGAAGGCUAGCUAGGGUCCAAUAAGGAGCAUCCACAAAUUCGUCAAAGCAAUAUCUUCAUAAAAGGGUUUAAACUCUCUUACGACAUCUUAUCUUAUUACUGGGUGCCCACUUAUUGUAUGUAUAUUAUAUUAGCAAAUAUUUCAUUAUUAUACAUACUUAAACAUGUAAUUAAUAGAAUGUAAAUGAAUAUAUUACAAAUAUUUUUAAAAUGAUUAAAUGUAUAUACUUUUCCCGUACCCUAUUGUUGCAGCUGUGUAAAACCACUGAAGCCUUUCCCUUUCCCUAUGUACCAACAUUAGGAAGCUCAACAAUAUCUAUAUUUUACACUUAAACCUUGUAACUUAUAUGCAACCAGGCAAAGAUUGGGGAAGUCAGACUGAAGCUAUCUACAUCACGUGGAAUAGUUGCUGCAUGUAAAAACCUGCCUGGUUAAAUGUGUACUCCAGGUCUUAUUUAGAAAAAUGAGGAGUUGCUGCCAAUUUGGAUGCAAGUUAUUAAUUUUCGUAUACAUUGUUUUGAAGUCAGAAAGAAAAAUACCUUAAAAUUAACACACAAAACAGGACCCUGCAAAUUCAACUGGAUGUAUGAUCCUAAAAUGUUCCAGCCAAGACAGCUUCAUGUUAGCCAUUUUCCGACAAAAAGAAUAUAAUAUUGAAUGUUAGGACCACCAGAGCAGUUACUGCAGAUUGUUGAUCACUACCUGGGGAGGGGCCAAAAGAAUCCACCAAUGACCACAAAUCACAAUCUUAGAAUCUUAGAUUGCAAUGCAUAUUAAGGGUAUCUUGCAAUGGUGUUUUUAAAGUCCAAAUAUUAAUAAGAGGCUUCUUUUCAUUCAUAGAAUUUGUGAACAUAAGAGAAGGAAUAAAACAACUGAGUAAAGAAAAUAAUA